CAGAACUGCUCCAGUUUCUAUUUACUUUCCCACUCCUUUUGAGCUUAAUCCACUUUGAGAGCUCCCCCCUCCCAAUAAGCCUGCAGUCUAUAGCAAAAUGCCAUUAUAGGACAUCAUUUGAGCCAAUUCGAGCAGUGGCACGGCUGCUUGGGAAAUGAAGGCGAGCACAUGAUGGUUACCUUCGCUUACCUGGCGUGGGCCGCAUUGGAAGAGGGCGACGAAGCGGAGGUGUCCCUUGGCAUUGGAACGCGACGGUAGCUUUCGUCACCACUGACUAUUGUUUGUCUUUUUGCGCUUCCUUUCCCCGGCGCGCUCGCGGUGGGGUUGGGUUCCGUUGCAGCAUCACUACCGACCCUUGUCGCGUGCGGUGUUGCUAUGCAUUCCGACCUUGCACGCAGGAAGCACCGGUAACGGCAAUGGUAACUUUCCAAUGGAGCACCUAUAUAUAUGCAGCGGCUGAACCCGCAUCGUUGGGGGGUUCUCGCGGCUUUCACUCUUUCGGUGCUUCUCUCCUUCAGCCCUCUGCAUGGUUCCUGGUCCCGUUAAGUUGGUUGACCACAGUUUUGGUGUUGUUGUUCUUGUCUACCUCGCACAUUUGCUUGUCUCGCCCAGCCCAGGCAGACACAUCUAGUCGAUAAAGCAUACACAACGACAAGGCUUAGAACCCGGGAUUUUCCAACCACCCUCAAAAUGGUGUCGAGCAACGCGUGCCUGGCCAUCCUGGCCUUUGCCCGCCUCGCUCUCGUUGACGCCGGCAGCAUCCACCGCCGUGAUUCCGUCCCGGCCCCCUAUGUUGCCGCCCCCUACUAUCCCACGCCACAUGGCGGUUGGGCACCUGAGUGGGCCGACAGCUACGCCAAGGCGAAGCUCUUGGUUGAGCAAAUGACUCUCGCCGAAAAGGUCAACAUCACGUCCGGAAGCGGUAUCUUCAUGGGCCCCUGCGUCGGCAACACGGGCAGCGCCGAAAGGCUCGGUUUCCGCCAGCUCUGCCUCCAGGACUCGGCCCUGGGUGUCCGACAGACGGACCACAUCACCGUCUUCCCCGCCGGUAUCACCACCGGAGCCACCUGGGAUAAGGAGCUGUUCAGGGCUCGCGCAGAGGCUCUGGGUAAGGAGUUCAAGGGCAAGGGAGCCAACAUUUGGCUCGGGCCCGCCGUGGGCCCGAUUGGCCGCAAGCCUCGUGGAGGCCGCAACUGGGAGAGUUUUGGAGCCGACCCUGUCCUGCAGGGAAAGGCUGGUGCCAUCACCAUCCAGGCCGUUCAGGCACAAGGCGUCAUCGCAACCAUUAAGCACUUGAUCGGAAACGAGCAGGAGAUGUAUCGCAUGACCCACAUCUUCCAGGAGGGUUACAGCGCCAACAUCGACGACCGCACCCUGCAUGAGAUCUACCUCUGGCCGUUUGCUGAAGGCGUUCAUGCUGGUGUCGGUGCCGUCAUGACUGCCUACAACAAUGUUAACGGCUCUGCUUCCACCCAAAACUCGAUGCUUAUCAAUGGCAUUCUCAAAGAUGAGCUUGGUUUCAACGGCUUCGUCAUGAGUGAUUGGCUGAGCCAGAACAGUGGAAUCGCAAGUGCCCUUGCUGGUCUUGACAUGUCCAUGCCGGGUGACAUUCACACAGUCCCGCUGGCUCUGGGCCAGAGCUUCUGGAACUAUGACCUCAGUCGUUCGGCUUUGAACGGAUCCGUCCCCAUGGACCGACUGAACGACAUGGUGACGAGGGUCGUCGCUGCCUGGUACCAGAUGGGCCAGGACAAGGACUACACCGACGUCAACUUCUCCUCUAACACGGACAAGGAGACCGGCCUUCUUUACCCUGGCGCGCUCUUCUCACCCUCCGGAAUCGUCAACAAGUUUGUCGAUGUGUCUGCAGACCACUGGAAGGUUGCCCGUGAGAUUGCCCAAGACGGAGUCACGCUUCUGAAGAACGACGACAACGUGCUUCCCCUGAGCAAGUCCCGUCCCCUGCGCGUCUUCGGCACUGGCGCCGCCGUCAACCCCGAUGGUCCCAACGGCUGCACGGACCGAAACUGCAACAAGGGAACCCUGGGUAUGGGCUGGGGAUCCGGCACUGCUACCUACCAAGUGUUCCACGACCCCAUCACCAGCAUCAAGAACAACUCGGCAGAUGUGACGUACUACCAAACCGACAAAUUCCCCAGCGUGCCCACACCGGGUGAUGACGACGUUGCAAUGGUCUUCAUCAGCUCCGACUCUGGUGAGAACACGUAUACCGUCGAGGGCAACCACGGAGACCGGGACAACUCUGGACUGAAGGCCUGGUACGGCGGUGACGACCUCAUCAAGAAGGCCGCUGCCAAGUACAAGAGCGUCAUUGUUGUUGCCCACACGGUCGGUCCGCUCGUCAUGGAGGACUGGGUGAACCUGCCCUCCGUCAAGGCGGUCUUGAUCGCCCAUCUGCCCGGUCAGGAGGCCGGUCACUCCCUGGCCAACGUGCUCUAUGGUGACGUUUCGCCCAGCGGUCAUCUGCCCUACUCGAUCCCUGUCAGCGAGGAUGACUACCCCGAGAGCACCAAGCUUCGGGGCUUUGUAUUUGGCCAGGUUCAGGACACCUACUCUGAGGGACCAUACUUUGACUACCGCUUCCUCCAAAAGAACAACAUCAAGCCCCGGUUCGCCUUUGGCCACGGCCUCAGCUACGCCAACUUCACCUUCUCCGAUGCCACCAUCCGCCGCGUGACGCAGCUCAGCAGCACCCCGCCUCCUCGCCAGGCCAAGGGCCCCACUCCCGUCUACAGCAACGCGCUCCCCCAGGCGUCCGAGGUGUACUGGCCCGAGAAGUUCAACCAGAUCUGGCGCUACCUGUACCCUUACCUGAGCAAUAGCGACGCCGACAACGCCGCCAAGGACGCCUCCAAGAAGUACAACUACCCCGCCGGCUACAGCAGCGAGCAGAAGCCCGGCCCGGCUGCCGGCGGCGGCCAGGGCGGCAACCCUGCCCUCUGGGACGUUGCGUACGAGAUCACGGUCAAGGUCUCCAACGACGCCGCCGCCAGCCAUGCCGGCAAGGCCGUCGCCCAGCUGUACAUGCAGUACCCCGAGGGCAUCCCCUACGACACUCCCAUCGUGCAGCUGCGCGACUUUGAGAAGAGUGACCCCAUCGCACCGGGCGAGAGCACCGAGCUCAAGCUCACCCUCACCCGCCGCGACGUCAGCGUCUGGGACGUCGUGUCGCAGAACUGGGUCGUGCCCCAGGUCGACGGACGCUACAAGUUCUGGAUCGGCUCGGCCAGCGACAAGCUGUUCCUCGCCUGCUACGCCGACACUCUCACCUGCGAGAGUGGCCUAGCUCCUCCGGCAUGAAGUGGGGAAGCCUUUCCUGGAGAGGAGUUUUGAAUGGGGAAGAAACUUGAUAUGAUAUGACCUUUUUUCUACUGAACAUACUUAUUUAUAUAUGAUUUCAUGUAUUCAAACAAAUGAAAUGAAGUAAUGUUUCUUUGUAAACUUGUCCAGAUUAAAUUCCGUCAGUGUGAAUAAACAAUAAAUAACGG
Pyricularia oryzae 70-15 is the source of this 3509-nucleotide messenger RNA. RefSeq names its product beta-glucosidase 1. The coding region runs from base 691 to 3321 and encodes 876 amino acids. Gene Ontology annotation, molecular function: beta-glucosidase activity. The record is from RefSeq and is a predicted model, not a curated record. Gene Ontology annotation, biological process: glucan catabolic process. The transcript has 7 exons. NCBI's taxonomy places the organism in Eukaryota, Fungi, Ascomycota, Sordariomycetes, Magnaporthales, Pyriculariaceae.